CAUCUUGCACCUCCCAACAUCAAAGACUUCCUCUACAACAAGCUCAAGCCAACCAAUCCAUACCUCGUAUAAUUUUUGCACCACGCACCUCCACAACCGCAACCACCACCACCAUGACACAACACCGCUUCCUUCUCGUUACAUACCCUGCUCAAGGCCACAUCAAUCCUUCCUUGCAAUUUGUCAAGUGUCUCAUCCGCACCACCGGCGCCGAAGUUACGUACGUCACGGCCCUAUCUGCGCACCGCCGCAUAGGCAAUAGCUCGAGCAAGCCUCGUGGCCUGACCUUCGCUCCCUUCUCCGACGGCUACGACGACGGGUUGAAGCCCGGGGAUGACAUACCCCAUUACCUGUCCGAGUUAAGGCGCCGUGGCUCGCAUGCACUCGCAGAUAUCGUGGUGUCUAGUGCUAACGAGGGCCGCCCUUACACUUGCAUAGUGUACACCAUACUACUCCCUUGGGUGGCGCAAGUGGCGAGUGAGCUUCACCUCCCGGCCGCGCUCGUUUGGAUUCAGCCGGCCACAGUGUUCGACAUAUACUACUAUUACCUCAACGGCUACAAAGAUCUCAUCAGAAACAAUGCUACGGCUAAAAGUUGUGAUCCUUGCCAUGGAGUAGAAUUACCAGGACUGCCACUAGCGCUGAAGAGCCGCGACCUUCCCUCCUUCAUGGUGGAUUCAAAUCCCUACGAUUUUGCUUUGCCACUGUUCAAAGAACAGUUCGAGCAGCUAGGAAAAGAAAGCAAGCCAACCAUCCUGGUGAACACGUUCGACGCACUUGAGCCGGAGGCCUUGAAAGCAAUCGACAAGUACAACUUGAUCGGAAUCGGUCCUCUAAUACCCUCUGCUUACUUGGACGGCAAGGAUCCAUCCGAUAAAUCUUUCGGAGGCGAUUUAUUUGAGAAAUCAAAGGACUCGGUGUACCUAGGUUGGCUGAACUCAAAGCCAAAAGAGUCUGUCGUAUACGUCUCGUUCGGGAGCAUUUCCGUAUUGUCCAAGAUUCAAAUGGAGGAAAUCGCAAAAGGGUUGUUGCUAUCCGGUCGUCCGUUUUUGUGGGUGAUUAGAGAAAACCAAAAGAACGGAGAAGGUAAAGAAGAAGACAAAGUGAGUUGCAGAGAGGAACUAGAGGAGCUUGGGAUGAUAGUCCCGUGGUGUAGUCAAGUGGAAGUUCUAUCAAAUCCUUCAUUAGGUUGCUUUGUGACACAUUGCGGCUGGAAUUCAACGAUGGAGAGUUUGGUUUCUGGUGUCCCGGUGGUGGCGUUUCCACAAUGGACCGACCAAGGCACAAAUGCCAAGCUGAUAGAGGACACUUGGAAGACAGGAGUGAGGGUGGAACCGAAUGAGGAGGGUGGUGUUGUGGGUGAGGAAAUUAAGAGGUGUUUGGAUUUGGUGAUGGAAAGUGAUAAGAUGAGGAUGAAUGCUAAGAAAUGGAAGGGUCUGGCAAGAGAGGCUGUGGGUGAAGGUGGCUCUUCUGACAAGAACAUGAAGGUGUUUCUGGAUCAGAUUGGAGAUGGUUGUUUUCUAGCCUAAGGCCUCUAAAGAUUCAUGCAUGUACGUCUGUUAACGACUAUGUUCGCUUAGCUAGUGUGUGCCUUUUUCCGCUCUCUCUUAUUUAGUCAUGCACGUUAACAUCUAUCUGUUAACAUCUUAUGAAAUAAUAGUUUGAGUUGAUAGAAAUUGUAAACCAAUAUUUUCUUGGAGAAAAAUGUAGCGGGCAUUGGCGAAUUGAUACGUAGAAUUAUUUCUGGCGAAGAAAAUUCUUUUUUGAUAUGUGGACAUUGGAGACGCUUAAUCUAGUAACUGAAGUGUGGGGCUGAUAUCGUCUCA
Molecule: messenger RNA, 1826 nt
Organism: Fragaria vesca subsp. vesca
Lineage: Eukaryota; Viridiplantae; Streptophyta; Magnoliopsida; Rosales; Rosaceae
Product: UDP-glycosyltransferase 75D1-like
Exons: 1
Coding region: 114-1529 (471 amino acids)
Molecular function (GO): UDP-glycosyltransferase activity
Source: RefSeq, a predicted model, not a curated record